CUAUGAAACUGCUGAAGCAGUGACAGGACAGGCAGAGGAAUAAUUGAGGUGAAUGAUAGUAGAUUAUUGAAGACCAGAAAAUGAGUUUAACAGGGCUGUCUUUGGUAAUCCUGAAGUGUGAGCACAUGAUAUGUGUAAACAUGCAAAAUUUCAGUGAUGGUUAAAAUCAUCUGGACUUUACUGAAGGCUUAUUCCUACAAAAAGACAGAUGCUGGGGGCAUCCAAGGUGCAGUUUGCUCUGCUAAGCUGGUGCUGAAGGCAGGGUAGCCCCUGCCAAGGCUCAGCCCUGCCAUGUCCCCUGCAGGUACUGGACAGUGUCCCCUUAGGUUGCCAGGGGCACUGGUGAGUUGACAUGCCAAAAGCCAAAUCCUCAAGCGGGAGGGACCCGCUUGGGCAGCUGGAGGACCAGGCUACCAGACAUCAUGUGUCUGUGUCUGGAGCCCAGUGACCCCAAGCAUGUGAAGGGAUGAGUUGAGCAGCAGCCGUGCUCAAUAGGACAUUGCCCUGGGGGAUCCUGGGCACAGACACUGGCCUCUCACUGCAAAUAAGAGUAAAACCAACCAGCCAACCUUCGAAAACUGAGCUGCCUUUGGAGUGGGGCCAGCAGCUCAUCCCCUCUGCUGGGUGCUGGGGAGGGCUGUGGGGAGCUGGGCAGGUUUGACAGGCAAAGGGGAGGCAGAGAGGCUCUAACUGCAGCUGCUGCUGCGUGAAUGGGAAUUGCAGAGAGGACUGAGCUGAACUUCCUGUCUGCAGCGGACAUGGAGAAGGGAGCGGGGCGGGCUGGGCUGGGCUGGGCUUGGCUACCACUCCCCCUUGGCAUUGCCAGGGCUACCAUAGCAGCGUUGGGGUGCUGCCAUAGCACCAUUGGGGUGCUGCCAGCUACUGCACAGAUUGGUCAGCAGUUGGAUUAACGUAAUUAGAGGACACCUGCAGUGCUUUGCGCUUGGGACUGCUGCUCAGAGGACCCUUCUUCCUGCAGAAGGAUGGCUGCGAAGAAAAAGGAGGUAGUACUGCAGAUUAACAUCAAUAGCCAGGAGCUUUGGGAAGAAAUGCUGUGUCUCAAAGGACUCAUUGUUAUUGAUGCGUUUCAAACCUGGUGUGGUCCAUGCAAAACAGUAGUGGAUCUUUUCCAAAAAAUAAGGAAUGAAGUUGGCAGUGAUCUCCUGCAUUUUGCUGUGGCUGAAGUUGAUUCCAUUGAUGGUCUGGAAAAAUACAGAGGAAAAUGCGAGCCUGUCUUUCUGUUUUAUGCAGGAGGAGAUUUAGUAGCUGUUGUAAGAGGAGUGAAUGCACCAUUGCUGCAGAAGACAAUCCUUGAACAGCUGGCUGUGGAAAGGAAGGUUUUAGAACAUGGAGGACAGCGUGUGGUAGUUCAAGACAGAAGCUUCUCUAAAGAACAGUAAAAUGUGGCUGCUCUUCAGGAAGAACAACGGGAAGGCUAAAUAGGUCAGGCUAAGGCACCCGUCGGUUCCCAGCCGUUGUCGUGGAGCAGACGCGGGUUUUCCCAAUAAAUACAAGGAUUUCGUGCGGCAGCACCACCAGCUCUGUUCUGUGUCUCUCUCGGCAGCGCGGGCGCCGCGGCCCCUUUAAGACCGGCACCGGGGAGGGUGGUCCCGCCGGGCUGCGCCUGCGCAGG
Molecule: messenger RNA, 1633 nt
Organism: Strigops habroptila (Kakapo)
Lineage: Eukaryota; Metazoa; Chordata; Aves; Psittaciformes; Psittacidae
Gene: NME9
Product: NME/NM23 family member 9
Exons: 8
Coding region: 984-1400 (138 amino acids)
Source: RefSeq, a predicted model, not a curated record